CUUUUGGCAUAUGGCAGUCGAUCCCCUUCGUAUACCCCGACGGCCAAAUCACGGCAAAUUCCGAGACAUGGCCAUCCCGCUUGCCAUAUGUUGAUAGUCGAUGUAUCGCUCGACGGCUGAACAAAGGAUCUCUUUGUGCUUAUCUAAUAUUUUCGUAAAUAAUCAAGUAUCGACCAUAUCGCUCGAUUGGGAACACGCCUGCUCGGUACAGCUUUAUAUUUCAAGGACCUCCAAAGUGUUCCCCCUUGAUCGUGCAACAAUGAUAUAUUGUUAAGUCCGCCCACCAUGCCUCGCGACAAAGGCCCACAGAUCACUGCCGUGUCCUGGAGCUUUGGAAGCGUGGCGAUCAUAGUCGUCGCCAUUCGACUGUACACCCGGCUAAUACUGACUCGCAAAGCAGGCUGGGACGACUUCUUUAUUGUUCUUUCCCUGUUGAGCGCUGUUGUAUGUUCAGGGUUAGCGCAAACCGGCGUGCAUUAUGGGCUGGGGAAACACAUGGCCAACAUUUCCAAUGGGGAAUGGAAAAUCGAGGCCUUCAAAUAUACUGUCAUCGCACCCAACUUCUCCAUGGUCUCCACCACAACAGGCAAGCUAUCGGUGGCCGUCUUCCUGCUGCGCUUAAUGGGCCAGACAGCGUCCCCGGCAAAACGAUGGUUCCUAUAUAUCUUCAGUGUAAUAUCCAUUGCUUGGAAUGUGCUGGCCAUCAUUGCCAUCAUGGGGUACUGCCGGCCUGCGGAGAAGAUCUGCCGGCUAGAGGUUCCCGGCUCCUGCUUGAGCUUAAAGUUACAGCUGAUUGCUGGGAUAUCGCAAGCCUCAUUCAACGCUUUCGCCGACCUUAGCUUGGCCUUGUUUCCAGUCAUCAUUUUCUGGUCCGUCCAGCUGCCCUGGAAAAUGAAGCUAGGGGUUAUAGUUGUCAUGGGCGCUGGGAUCCUUGGCGCCCCUGCAAUCCAUCAACAGAAUCUGUACGUUAUCAUAAUAUGCGCCACUCUCCCCACGCUACGGCAAUCAUACAACUUUGCUCUUCAUCGAACACGCUACGCAGGUUCAUACUACAAACGCUCCCACUCCGAAGCAGCAGCAGCAGCAGCCAGACAGAAACCGAUUCCUCUCGCUCGUCGUCAACCCGAUCAGUCACUUUUCGAUACAUUCGCUGACGAAACCGGUUUGGUGAAUGUAGCUUCCAACAAAUAUAGUUUUGUCUCCCCGGGAAGAUGUUCGGACCAUACAAUCAUCACAAAGACGACCGAGAUUGAGGUCCACGAGGGAAAUAAGUCCAAACGGGAUAUCGAGAAUCCUCAUUUCCCGCGUGCGAAUCCGUUUAGGAGCGGUCAUCAGUGACAUAGGACGGAGGGGUGAUCCGGCGAUGACGGUUUGUAUGUUAGCUAGGUCGAUCGAUCCUUAAUGAGAUCGAGGUUUCAAAUGUAC
Aspergillus eucalypticola CBS 122712 is the source of this 1425-nucleotide messenger RNA. RefSeq lists its product as uncharacterized. Bases 286 to 1338 code for a protein of 350 amino acids. The transcript is spliced from 4 exons. The record is from RefSeq and is a predicted model, not a curated record. NCBI's taxonomy places the organism in Eukaryota, Fungi, Ascomycota, Eurotiomycetes, Eurotiales, Aspergillaceae.